CAGAUAAAAAUGUCAAAACUCUUUAUCAUAAAUGCCUGGUACAUAUGAAUGUGCUCAUUGAUGACUUUGCAUCAGCGUAAUUAUUUUGUUUUUAUACCUUUAUUUCCUUUUUCAAAUUGAUUCUUAACUCUUUGACUUUGGAGUGUUUGUGGCUGGAAUGUUGCUUGAGCUUUGCUUAAAAAGUAGACAAUCAUUUUAGACUAUUAUUAAUUAUUAUUGACUAUAUUAUAUAUAUUACAUAUAUAUUAUAGGCUAUAUAACAUAACACUACUAUAACUUAUAGCAUGACAGUAAGAAAAUCAACAUCAUGCCAUCAACUUUUUUUUUUCUUUUCGUAAAAUUUAAAAGAAAUCACCGGGCCAUCUCCUGGUCAUGGAUUGAUAAUAAAAACGUUAUAGUUAUUAUUAGUUAUAUUAUAAUACUUAUACUUAUAUUAUGUCACGGAUGUGUCAAUGUGUUUGUUACAGUUACAACUCAACUGACAACAGUAAAUGUUGUGUUAAAAGUUUAUGACUAAUGGGCAUAGGCAUAGACCUAUAGCCUAUACUAUAAUACUAUGCAUUAAAUAAAUAAGUCAGGCCCCCCUUAAGUUAAAUCUGGGUUCAAUAUGGAAAUGAAAAUGUAACUCCGUUGUAUCAAUCUCAUCAUGUAACACCAUAUUUUACGGACUAUACUAUUAUAAGAGUAAUAAGAUGCAUUUUUCUUUUAAAAAUUGCCUCCACAAUUCAGGUGCGUCCUAUACUCGAAAUUAAUAUAAAAAUGGUAAUAAUGUUAAUUUUUAAAAAAAUUGAUUAAAAAUUAAGGUACGUCUUAUAGUCCGUUGUGUCUUAUAGUCAGUAAAAUACAGUAAGUUAGAAUUAAGUUUAAGUCUCCCUUACUCAUUUUACUUUACUGAAGCUACUCAUGCAGUAGAUUAGUUUUAGUAGGCUAUACAAUGCUAUUAUUAUUAUUUAGUAGGCUAUAAAUUACAUAUGAUAUAUGUAGUAUAGACAGUAUAGUAAUUUAAAUAUGAUAGUGAUAGCCCUCACAGACACAUUUGACAUAAUGAAUGAAAAUACAAAAUUAUUCUAUAAUUUUUUACUAAUAAUAGGCAAAUGCAGUAGAAAAACAAAACUAUAGACUUAAAAGUAGGUCUAUAAAAUGUAUUUUAUAGCUUAUAAGUUACUGUAAUUUAAAGGUUGCCCCUUGGGCCUUGGGUGGGAUCAUAUCAACUAAUGAAUGAGCCAUAAUUGAUCAUGUGUUUUAUAGAAGCAUUUUAGUACUGGUCUAAAUGGCCGCUUGCUAUCAAUAAAUAUUUUGAGAAAAAAACAUACAGUAGUUUUAGUAGUCAAAAGGACUUAUGCCAUAUCUAACUUCCACUUGAGGCCUCCUUGACUAAGCCUACCUACUGUUAAUUAUGGUGCAAGCCUUAUUAAUUUUAUUUACCAGAUUCUUGAUCCAUUUAUCACAUCAAUGUACUUAUAUAAAAAAAAAAUAAAAAAUGGAGAUGGGUGGUUCAAGGUUGAUUUCUGAUAUCAGUAUGAAUAUGGGUUUUAUAAUAAAUACUGAAAACUUACAUUUUUAGCUCUCUCUAUAUUAUACUCUAUUCUAUAGUGAUUGUCUAAUGUAUGUUAAAUGAGAAUUCAAGCCAAACUAAUCAUUAAUAUAUAAUGUUCUUUUGCAGACCUGAUGUAUGACACUAUACUGAUUUAUUAUCUGAGUGGAAACUGCCAAAAGCACCAAGAAGAGACUGGUUUAGCUCUGGUACCACUGUAAAUAUUAGAUAGAUGAUUAUCUAAACACGAAUAUCAGAACUGUCUACGGCGUCAGACAAGCAACUUCAAAUUGUUGUUGUUCCUUCUACACUUGUCGAUAAAAAAAUUAUGUUUGGCUUCUUUAAAGUUUCAUCAUUGCUGCAAGAAAUUUAGAUAAAAUUCAUUUUAUCUAAAAUAGUCAUACAUUCAUUUGCUUUAUAAAUGCCACUAAUACACUGCCUUUAAAUCAACAAUGUUGAACACAGCAAUAGCCCAAAAAGUUUCAUGGAUUAGGUGGCUGAUAUUUCUAUUAUUAAGUUUUCUUGAACAUUCAAGUUGUAAACUGCUACACGAGGGUAAGUAGCCAUUUUUUUAAAUACUUUUAAAAGUUUAAUAGAUAUAAGCACUACUCUAGAGAGUCUAAUGUUUGCAUGAAAAUGCCAAAUGACUUAAUGUAGCUUUUAAUAAUUAAAUUUGAUGAAAACCUAGAACUUCAGAUGUUAUUCUUUACAGCACCGGUACAUGUUUUCAGUUAUUGCUAUGAAAUAUAUUGUCUAUCAAUAGAUGACAUGUAAAUGGCCCUGGAAAAACUUUUUCAAAUAUUAUAAAAUAUUUUUUCUACCAAAAGGAAGACACUUAAAAGGCUCUUUAUUUAAGCAUAGAAGUCGCAUGUGCCCUGCAACACUUUCGGCUGCAGGAGGCCAAAGUUGUGAGGUUAAGUGUGAAUGCAGGGGCAACAAAACCGAAAGGCGGUAGGGGCUCCAAAAGUUAUGUGAUGGCUGUGCAUUAAGACGAAGAUUGUAAUGGCCCCUUACUUGAAGACUCCAACUUUGAAGCCUUGAUUUUUCUAUAUAUGAUGUUUUAUAGGUCACAUAAUUGAAUAUUGUGUCAUCAUAUUGGAGUAAAUACCCAAAUACAACUUUUUCUUUUGUUAAUGAAGACAUUUUUAUUUUGAGUAUUGUAAGGGUUACAUAGGUGUAUAUGUCAUGUGCAGUCUCAUCUAACAAAUUCAUACUAUUCAUAGCUUUACCCACAACUAUAAUCAUCCUCUAUAUUAAACUAAGUCUAAGCUGACCACAUAGUUUGUUUUUUUUUGUUUUUUUUUCAAAAUGUAAUAAAAUACCAGCUGUGGCGUGGCUAGUGGGGUGCGGACUGCACCAGGUGACACCAUCUCAGGGUUGUGACACCAAAUUGAAAAAUUGCAUAUUUACAUAGUCCAACUUGCUCAGUCUAACCAAAUUUCAUAAAAGGAUAAGUGAUCACACUUAAACUUUCCACACAUGUAACCAAUCCAAAUUCUUGCCUCAUUAAAAAUCCAAGGCUGAUGUCUCAGAAAUGAGGUAACUAGGUAAUGAGGUAAUUAGGUCAGAAAAAACACUGUUUUGACCAUGAUUCAACGCAGAUUGAAGUGUUUGGUAAAUUUCAUAAGGGACAAGAAGCUAUAUUAUUAUAGAUUCUGAGGAUUAAGCUUUCCAUUGAUACCAUUGGGCGAUUCUAAGUAUAUGCAUAUUACAGUUCUUAAAUACAUUUAACUUCUGACCUUCAAUUAGGGUAAUAAGGGGAGAGACUGCAAUCAGGUUAGCACAAUAUAAAAUGAGUAAAACAAAGUAGGGUUAAAACUGAAAAAGGAACGCAACAAAACAACGAACGUGUCGGCAGAAAGCCUUCUUCAGCGAACAAAACAACAGAAAAACCGGUAUAAAAAAAAAAAAAAAAAUAGCACUUAGCUUAGAAGUAGUAUCCGUGGGCAGCAAAAGAAAUGUGCCACAUUUAUUUACUUACAAGAAUACAUUAUUUAAAAAAUAGCACUUAGCUUAGAAGUAGUAUCCGUGGGCAGCAAAAGAAAUGUGCCACAUUUAUUUACUUACAAGAAUACAUUAUUUGGAGAAAAAAAAAGAAAAUGCUUUAGAUGUUAACUGCAAGUAAAUUUCACAAAUUUAUAAUUUGAACACUACUUGUUGUCAAGUGCCAGGUUUAAAAUACAUUAUUUUUAACAAAGAAUGUUUCAAUUACCCGUACAUUUAGUCAUUUCUUUUAAUUUAAAAAAAAAAAGUAUCUUUUACGAAAUGCCAGAGUAAUUAUUUAAAAAAAAACUAACAUAUAACACGUUUUUGUUGUUCAAAAUUAUGUAAUGUAUAAGUCUUAUGUAAUUUGGUGCAAAAUUAAUAUGCAUUCCGUAUGUUCAUGUCAUCAGCGUUUUUAUGCUGUCCCCCACAUCCCAAUUUUUUUUUUAAAUCCCCUUUUUAACCUUAGCUGUCUCAAUGUGACACUUUGCAAUUUUGUAGCAACAUUGUAAUAAAGCUUAAAUUGGUAUGUUUGGAAUGCUCUCAAUCUAUAAAUAGGCUUUCCUAAAGGUGACGUGUAAGGUUUUAUUUAUUCAUGGGACGAUCUUUUGAUAAGCCUUAAUACAAUGGGAGUCGUGUUAAUGAUGGGACUAUGGUUAAAUGCCAUUGGGGUUUACCUCCAUAUCUUAGAUUCGAAAUACAAAAGUGCGGACGUUUCAUAUUCGGGUGAGCAACCCCCACUCCUCGCUCCAAAAAAAAAAUAUAUUUAUAUAGAUCAAAUUUCAUUGUUUGUGACAAAAGAGGUACAUGGCAUGCAGUUUCACGGGACACGGAGUUUGGCCGUAACUUUGUAUCUGCAGUCUCAGCUCUGCGGGAAGUGUUACACAAUCUUUCACUUGAGUUUGUGUUUUACCACAACCUCCUUUGCAACACUCGCCUUUCAGUGUAGCCUACAUAUUGAUUUUCCAUCGGGGUUGAGGUCUGCCACGAGACCCUCCAUUUUUCUGUGGUUCUUUCUUCUCUCUUCUUCUUUCUCUUCUCCUCCUCUCAUCUCUCUCUCUCUCUCCUUCUAAUAUAUAUAUAUUAUACACAUACGGUGUAUAUGCGGUGGGAUAGCAGGAGAUGGGAGAGGGGGGAGUGUGUCUGUGUGAGCUUUUGCCUAGGGCACAUUAAUGUGUAAAUUCAGCCCUGCAUAUAAAAUAUAGUGUAUAUUUUUCUUUCCUUCGAGAGCUUGUAACAGCUUCAAUACGACUUAACCACUUAACGUCUUUCGUUAGAGUAUAAAACCUAGCUUCACUUUGCGUGUGGUUGCCUGGCCUCGAGGACCCACUAAUUAACAUCUGAUAUCUUUGAGCUGACCGUUGCCCUUACAAGGUUACCGCUCGUGGGAGUCUUUAUUAUUUCUCCGGGCCCCGAGUGGUGUACGUGUCACCACUGUCGACAUUUGAUAAGACGUGUAGUCUGGCAUGUUUUGUUUUUGGCAUGUUUUUAAAACAAACAAAAAAAUAAUAUUAAUUUCCUUAAACUAAAAAGUCGUAAGUGUACACAGUAAGCUGAAGCUUAACACGCGUGUUCAGUGUUCGCAUAUUCAGUAAAUGAAGAAGUGACAGUAUGUAGGAGAUAUAAAUUGUAUAAAAAUGGCCGGGGACCAUGGCAUGCAGUAUUAAAUUUAAAAUAAGUUGAGUUGACCUCAGUGUUGGUGGCAUCAUCCUUCAGGCCGAAGGUUACACCCCAAAAGGGCUACUGGAUCUAGAUGAUGAUGGUGGAGGUGGCUUAUAGCCCCCAACCCAUCUUGGCGGAUCGUUCAUAACAAAAUUAUCGUUAUGCCACUGUGAAGAUUACACACAGUUACGCACGCUGGUAUAUAUAUAUACAUAUAUAUAUAUAUAUAUAUAUGUUUAAGGGGGAUACCGCUUGUGGGAGUCACACAACCAGAGUUUUAAGCCUAUGGCACAACGAAGUAUUUUCCGCAGUCUCGGAGUUGGACCACUGUGGUACAGAAAAGUAAUAGCCCGGUAGUUAAAAUCCUUGUGUUAGACGAAGUUAGAGCUCGACGUUAACUCUACUGAAGUACAACACAGCCCUCACACGUGUAGCCACGCCCACACGCAUGUAUUAUAAUCCACACGCAUGGAGUCCCAUUUUAAAAUUAAACCAUGCCACCACACGGCCGCAUGCAGCUCUACAUGUAGCCACGCACACAAAUGUAGCUCACAUAUUUAGCCACGCCCGCACACAAGCAUCCACACGCUCACGCAAAUAGCACCACACAUACUGACAGUGGCGUAUCCAGGGUGACGGGGUGGGCCAAGACCUUUUCUGCCCCCUCAAUAUAAUAUAGAGACGAAGUGUCACCCAGUUCGGACCGCCCCUUCCUACACCACUGCAUCCUGGCUGAUAUCACAGGUGUGGUAGAUUCAGAUGAAUGAUACUGAUAUAGUUGUGCCGUGGGGUGCACUGUUACAGUGUUAGCCACCGAGUGGCCGAUACCUAUUUAAACAAAUCUGUAGCUGCUGGCUGUGAGGUCAGCUAUCAGUGUAUAUAUGCGGGCACACCCACUACGACUCCUCUGGCACUCGCAUUUGAAUCCGCCACGGGCUUGGACUCGUAGGCAAAAUCCAUCGUCUCUAUAACAGAUUAUACUGUUAACCGCAAUUCUUAAUUAAAACAGUACUAGGUUCAAAGGUGUCGGUCGAAAAUGGAGAUGUCUUCAAGUACCCCCUCCCCCCACACACAUACACAUGCUUACUAUAAUACUAUACAAAUUGCACAUGCAUCCGUUGAAAGUGUGUCUCUGGCCUUCCAACUGCCAAGGGAAUGAAUCAGAGUUGAAUGGGGGUGGGGGUAAGUAAGACAGGCUUGCCAACGCCAUACCCAUCCCAUCAAGCAUGUGUGAUGUGCCUAGCACUCAGACUCACUGCUGCUAGAUGCCAUCAUGUUAAACAGUUCUGUGGAGCAGGUGAAAUCAUCAUUCACUGUAUCAUUUCUGUUUAUAACUUUUUUUUUUUCGUUCGCUGAGAUAUCGGAGAAUCUCCCUCCGCCCUCCGCCCCCCCCCCCCCCCCCCACAUACACUCCCGAACCACACACGCAUAGCAUCCCCUCAACGAUUUUCGUUGUUUGUGAACACCCCUCUCCUACCCCCUACCCCACUCCCCCUUUUGGUCCCCUUUUAUCUGACUGCCUGCCGAGGCUUAUCUUUCUGGGGUGAGGGUAAACCUUAUGCCUGCUCCUACUGGCUGUUACAUCCCGAGUAGGGCGGAACGGAGCGAAGAUAAUAAAUGGGGGUACAACAAAAAAAAUAAAAAAUACAUGCAUAGAAAACAAACCUGCUGGCGGGUGCUUGUGUACGUUGAGUUUUUCCACAGUUUUUCCACCGGGCCUCAACCUAGCAAUUUGAUUAGAUUUUUUUGUUUUGAUUUUAAUUUUAACCGUGAUUCUCAAAUUGACAGGUCGUGGUUAAUAAAACAUUUGAUGAGUUUGCUUGGGUGCAAAACGUCAUGUGGAUUUUUUAAAGUUUUAUAUUUUAAUUUCGAGUCCCCUCAAGUAUUCCAUCUCAAGGGCCAAAUAUCACCCCUCUCCCCGUUUUUUUUUUCCCCACAAAACAAACAAGAUACAAGCAAAACACACGCGACCAUGUAAGCAAAGCCAAGAGGACCCAAACGCCCCCCCCCCCUGAAAAAAAAAAUAAAUAAAACCCUAAAGAUUUUUGUGAUGUCGUUUGCAAUGUAUCAAUGUAUUUUUUAUUCACAAAAGUUUCAAGUCCUGAAGUGUCGAAGUCUGUAUAACCCUAGUAAAAGUUACAAAAUUAACUCUGUGGUGUUCACGUAAUAUUUUUUACAAGAUGGGUUCUCUUCAUUUGGAUGUAAAUACGUUUUUUUGUUUGUUUGUUUUUUUAAAUUAUUUUUUUAAAAGAGUGUAGUGGAUUAAAGAAUCCAGUAGAAAUGUUAACUGAUGAUUGAAUGCACAGCUCACUUUAGGGAUAUAGGCAUACGUAUAUAUAUAAUUGUGUUAGUGUUUAGAUAUAGGCUCCGGGACUGACGCUAAAAAUCUAGAACUUGUUAUCGUGGCCCUGUGUGAACGCCUGAAAGAAAAAAAAACAAGCAGAUCCUUAUUAUUGCCUCACAGGGGAGGUAAGUGGGGAAAGAGGUGGGUGGUGGUUGAGGGGGGGGGGGCACGACACACACAAUUAUGAUAUCUGUAGGAAUGGGUUUUGCUGACAAUUUAAAUGGGAAGGAAUUAAACAAAUUAGCAUUAAUUAGGUGUUUUAAAGGAUCAGUAGAAGUCUAUCAAACCCAUGCACUGAGUUACUUUAGGAACUAUAGAGCCGCUGCUGUUGUAGGGGCCUCUGAUAAGGCCCAAAGGUUGAGGUGGGAAAAAGCUUAUAUAUCAUCUUGAAUGCAAGGAGCCUCCAAAAGUAACACGAUGGGCUGGGCUAUGAAUCGGACCGUUUCAAAGGGGAAGGGAGAACCAAUUCGUUGUAGAAAAAAAAUUCACUGGAAAAAAAGUCACAGAAAAAAAGUCACUGAAAAAAACUAAUAAUUUAGCCAAUAUAUCCAGCGUAGCCCGGAACUGUCUCCCAAUCCCAUUGGCAUCCCUACCCCGUUGGUAUCCUGAUCCCUGUCUAGAUCCUUAUUCCGGUGGGAUCCCGAUCCCGUCAGUAUUCCGAUCCGGUGGUUUCUCGAUCAUUGGGUUCUCAAUUUCGGUAUCCUGAUCCAAUUACGAUCCCCUUCCCAUUGGGAGACUGACCGAAUUAGGAUACCAAUCGCGACUGGGAUCCCAUUUACAAAUCGGAGCCCAUUUCCCAUUGGGAUCCCGACCCCAUGGGAUCCCAUUUCCAAAUGGGACACCAUUGGGAUUCCGACCCCACUGGGAUUCCAAUUCUAUUGUUAACCCUUUUCCAAAUUGAAUACCAUAUCACAAUGGGAUCCCGACCCCUGUGGGAUCCCGAUCUAAUUCCAAUCCUUGGGGGAUCCCGAUAUCAGUUGAUCCUGAUCCAAAUGGGUUCCCAAUACCGGUGGGUUCCCAAUCAUGUUGGGAUCCCUUUUCCCGGUUGGAUCCCGUUUCCCGGUGCGAUCCUCUUCUACCAUGGGAUCCCGUUUGCCCAAUUUGAUCCCAUUAAUCGAUGGGAUCGCAUUACCGUUGGGUAUCAGUUUACUCAUUCCUUUUUAGGAUCCUAUUCCUUGUUGGGAUUUUGUUCUAUGUCUAUGUGGAACAUAUCCACAAACAAACAUUCACUUUUAUAUAUAUAUGUAUAUAUGAUAUGAGAUAUAUGAUAUGACAACUAAGAAUAAUAAAGAAAAAUAUUUCUGUGACUUUUUUUACCUGUGACUUUUUUUCUGCUCACCGACCAAUUGGAUGGGUCUCAUAUUCACAAUGUCCUCUCACUAAGGAGGUAUAACUAUUAAAAGAUCAACUAAUAACAUUGAAAUUAAAGGGGUAAAAAAUCUCUUUAAUAAGCAGUCAUAAAUGAUAAUCUUAUUUUUUAAACAUAAUAUUAAAUUUAGUAUUUGUAGAAUUUUAGCUAUAAUUUUAUAUUUGAAAUUAGGGCCUCCAAACCAAAUUCUGAAAGCCAAUGGCUAUAAUAAUUUAAAAGAUACUAGAUACACAUAAAAGGUUAGAUUUGCUGAGAGAAAAAAAUAUUAGCCUAAGAUAGAAUUAUAGUUCAGUCUGUAUAGUUUUUGAUGGUGAAGAUGACAUAGGGGCAUAGUCAAAGAAAGAUAGGUAUGAGUACACACACACCCAUAAAUACAAAACGUUAUUGUAAUCUAGCACCCAGUCAAUGGUCUUAAAAACUGAAUUGUUCAAAGUUUAUGGGGGAAUACUCAUAUUUUAAAAAAUUAUUUAGCAUUUAGGAUUGGUAUUUAUUGGAAGAAAUAUUCAUGUUGGCCAAUAAUUUACUUAGAAUGGAUGUUAAAAAGCUUUUGCCCCACUGUCAGGCAUUCUUUCAGAUAGAAUUCCUUUCAUUCUUACAGCUUGCACCUUUUUAUUUUUGAGCAUUCAAAAUGAUUAAGUUGGUUUUCAAAAAAUCAUAUAAGGUUUGGAGUAUUUUUAGUCAAACAUUUAUUGUUGUUUUUUUGGUUUGUUUUUUUAUUUAUUUGUUAAAUGAGUCACAUUGCAUUUUUAAAUGAAACUUUAAUAUUAAAUAUUUUUUAAAAGUGACCUUAUCAUGUAAAUUCUCUUUUAAUUUCAGCUUCCUUUUAUGGCGAAAGCUAUUUAUUCAAUCCACUGAAAGAUGCCAGUAGUUCAACCUGGAUCUCUUUGGAGUUUCGUACCAACCUGCCUCAGGGGCUGCUUUUUCUGGCAGCUGGCACCACCGAUUACGUGAUCAUCCAGCUGAACGGAGGUGUUAUGGAGACCAGGGUGAACCUUGGAUCCGGGGAGGCGGUGGCAUUCUCUGCCCGAGGGGUGCGCCUCGAUAAUCUGCAGUGGCAUUCUUUGGUUUUAAACAGAACACAGGAUUCUGUGUAUUUAGAAGUGGAUGGAGCAGGUCAGGGACAGGCGACCACACCAGGCAGCUACCACGAUCUUAACAUCGAUAUAGGUGUUGUUCUAGGAGGUGAUGGCAAUUUGAAGAAAGAGCUUGAAGCAAAGCCUUUCAGAGGUUGUUUAAGAAAUGUCUUUUUCAAUGGCCAUAACAUCAUUGAAGAAGCCAAGACUUUGAAAAGUCCACUGCAGAAAGCGUUACAGGUGUCGUGGCAGUGUGAUGAUGAAUUCAGCAUCACAUCUAACGUGCCUAUUAGUUUUAAUUAUGAAAAUUCUUUCAUAGCUUUUCCUCACCUUAGGGUCAGCCCGGAGACCAGGGGAACAUUCUCAUGCGAGUUGAAAACACGUUCCUCCAAUGCUCUGGUUUUGUUUAAUUCUGGCAUUGGCAGUGCAUCUGAUGAUUUCAUAUCUGUGGAAUUGAUAGAUGGCAAACCUAAACUGUCUAUUGACAAGGGGAGUGGAAUCAUAGAGGUCAUCCUCGAAACUCCAAUCAAUGAUGGGAGAUGGCACAAAAUAGAGGUGUCUGUGUCACAGACCACAGCUGAGCUGCAGAGGGAUGUGGAAUCAAACACGACCAGGUUUCACCUUGGCAGCCAGAACAACCUCAACCUUGGCAGCCAUCUGUUUAUCGGUGGUGUGGGUGCAAAAUCCAGAGCUCACGCCAUCAAGCUGGGACUGGCCGCACUCCAAGGCAGCUCUGCGGGGAAAGGUUCCAUGCUGGGAUGCAUUCGCAACAUCAUGGUAAACUCGCGCAGCUAUGGGUUCCAGCAAAUUCAGAUAUCCCACCUCAUAAGUUCAGAGUGCACUUGGGAAUUCCCAUGCUCAAAAGAUCCCUGCGUUCCAAGCGGCCACUGUGUAGAGUUGGAAGGAUCUGAUUUUCGGUGUGACUGCAAAGAGCAAAACUGUGUGAAAGAGCAGUUUCAAGCAUUACACGAGGACAAGACGAAACAGCUAAGUGGGAUUAUAUCUGUCGACAGGCUAGAAGUUAACGAAGGAAGUUUUGGUGUCCUUGGCACAAACACAAUAAAGAUAAACAGGGAUUUUUUCAAAGAAGCAGUGAGGGAUGAGAGCAUUGUUUUUGUUGUCAAGGAACCUCCAAAAGAAGGUACCAUUGAGAUUCGUGGAAGAGCCCACCAGAGAUCAUUUACCUUAAAAGACCUGAAGGAGAACAGCAUUUACUACAGACAUCAGGGUGGACCAGGCAGGAUGGAUAGUAUAACUUUGGAGGUUGCAUUGAGUUCAUUGGUUAAGGUAUCAGAGUCCUUUCAAGAGCGUUAUGAUUUUGUUUUGCCUGUACGAAUAAUCCCUCAGAGUGUCAAAAAGCUG
Lymnaea stagnalis (great pond snail) is the source of this 11327-nucleotide messenger RNA. NCBI's taxonomy places the organism in Eukaryota, Metazoa, Mollusca, Gastropoda, Lymnaeidae. The record is from the annotation of a GenBank genome assembly.